Molecule: messenger RNA, 1044 nt
Organism: Trichoderma virens Gv29-8
Lineage: Eukaryota; Fungi; Ascomycota; Sordariomycetes; Hypocreales; Hypocreaceae
Exons: 6
Coding region: 1-1044 (347 amino acids)
Source: RefSeq, a predicted model, not a curated record
AUGCCGCGAAACGACGAAGAAACCAUCAAGAGGCUAGAUAAUAUUUCUCUAUUUGCUAAAUGGAUGGUUGACAACCUCGAACUAAAGCCCGAUUCUGCAACAGUUGAGCCACAACCUUCACCAGGGAGCCGAGAAAUCCCUGAACAAAAUCCAUCAAAUCGCUAUACUCGCAUUGAUGAGAAACAAGAGCCAGGAAAGGAACAAAUUACCUCAGAUCGUCGCACUGAGAGACAAGAUGCACCCCCCGAACGAAGUCCCUCAGACCGCCUUCAUAAGGAACGAGAUACAACUACUGAACGAAACCCCUCAGAUGGCCAUGAUAAGAAACGAAAGCCGGUCCUUGAGCAAAAUCUCUCAGACCGCCAUCAUAAGGAACGAGAUACAACCCCGGAACGAUAUCCCUCAGAUCACAUUGAUGAAAAACAAGAGCCGGGAAAGGAACAAAAUAUCUCAGAUCGUCGCACUGAGAGACAAGAUGCAACUCCUGAACGAAUUCACUCGAAUAGCUCGCAUGAGAGAAGAGAUACAGUUUAUCGGCGGGGUCACUUUGAACACCGUCACGUGAACCAAGAUCCAGUCUCUCGACGAAAUCACUUGAAUUACCGUCAUAAUUCUCCAUGGCCAAGAAUAUCCAUGUCAAAACGUGGACAGCAUCCGAAUGAUCGUACUCAGCCUGCGCAAUCCACCAAAUUCCUCACAAGAUCUCACAUGCAUCAUCAUGUUAUGCAGAGUAGCCGCCUCGCAACACCAACAAACAGUCACCAAAUCAACAAGGAGCGAAUAAGGGCUCGCAUCCUGCGCACACCUAGAGAUACACCCCCAGAUUGGAGACCCUCCCUUCUCAUGCAGGGCGUCGCUACUUUGCAUACUGCACAUGUAUGGAACUAUUGCUCCCGAUCCUUUGAGUCACAAGAUGAUGGAUUCAACCUAUCCGAUGAGUCACUCAGCCAUAUGUGUGCCCCAUCGGAAAAGCUUGAGCUACACCAUCAUGAGCGAGAGGAGGUUGUCCUCAAGCCGCUACCCGGGAUUGCAGCUUUGCGCUAA